GCCAACCGCCGUUAAACCCAUCAAAGAAGAGCCACACACAGCGGAGCAGGGAGAGAGGUCGUUCCUGCGGAGGUAACCAUGGCAAUGACGGGCCAGAGUUCCUGCUCCUCGAUGAGUAAUCACACCAAGGAACGUGUGACCAUGGCCAAGGUGACCCUGGAGAAUUUCUACAGCAACCUCAUCGCUCAACAUGAGGAGAGAGAGAUGAGGCAGCAGAAGUUGGAAAAGGUGAUGGAUCAAGAGGGCUUGGCUGAUGAAGAGAAGCGUAUCCGGCGCUCCCAGCACGCCAGGAAAGAGACUGAAUUCCUGCGUCUCAAACGAACCCGCCUGGGGCUGGAGGACUUCGAGUCCCUCAAGGUGAUUGGCCGAGGAGCUUUUGGAGAGGUACGUCUGGUGCAGAAGAAGGACACAGGUCACGUGUACGCUAUGAAGAUCCUCCGCAAGGCCGACAUGCUGGAGAAGGAGCAGGUGGGCCACAUCCGUGCUGAGAGGGACAUCUUGGUAGAGGCUGACAGUCUGUGGGUGGUUAAGAUGUUCUACAGCUUCCAGGACAAGAUGAACCUCUACCUCAUCAUGGAGUUCCUGCCUGGCGGUGACAUGAUGACCCUGCUAAUGAAGAAGGAUACUCUGACAGAGGAGGCCAGUCAGUUCUACAUCGCUGAGACGGUGCUAGCCAUCGACUCCAUCCACCAGUUGGGCUUCAUUCACAGAGACAUCAAACCUGACAACCUGCUACUGGACUCCAGGGGCCAUGUGAAGCUGUCUGACUUUGGUCUUUGCACAGGUCUGAAGAGGGCGCAUCGUACCGAGUUCUACAAGAACCUGAAUCAUAGCCUCCCCAGUGACUUCAGUAAGCAAACAUUCAAUAACAUGAACUCAAAGAGGAAAGCAGAGACAUGGAAGAGGAACCGUAGACAGCUGGCCUUCUCUACUGUGGGCACCCCUGACUACAUCGCCCCUGAAGUCUUCAUGCAGAACGGAUACAACAAGCUCUGUGAUUGGUGGAGCCUUGGAGUCAUCAUGUAUGAGAUGCUGAUAGGCUAUCCCCCGUUCUGCUCAGAGACCCCCCAGGAGACCUACAGGAAGGUGAUGAACUGGCAAGAAACACUGACUUUUCCCCCUGAAGUGCCCAUUUCAGAGAAAGCUAAGGACCUCAUCCUCAGGUUCUGCUGUGAGGAGGAGCACAGGAUCGGAGCCACUGGAGUGGAGGACAUUAAGGGCAACGCCUUCUUCGAGGGGGUGGACUACGACCACAUCAGAGAGCGACCCGCUGCCAUUCCCAUUGAGAUCAAAAGCAUCGACGACACGUCAAACUUUGACGAGUUCCCAGACUCUGAUAUCCUCCAGCCGACAGCUGCCCCUGUGGUGUCCAACCAUUCUGAGGCAGACCUCAAGAACAAGGACUGGGUCUUCAUCAACUACACCUACAAGCGCUUUGAAGGCCUCACAGCCCGAGGGGCUAUCCCCUCCUACAUGAAGACGGGGAAGAGAUGAAUCCUUCCUUUGUUUCCUCACUCACUCUACCUGCCCCUCAGACUGGCAUUCAAAUGGGAUUCCUCAUGGAUCCCAACAUCCACUCCUCUCCCAAACUCCAUUUUGGAGGUAGAAACUAAAUGACCCUAUUCAAGCUUGUUGAAGGGGUCCGUCAUAAUUGGGACUAUCCCAUGUGUCUGAUCCUGCUGAAGAGACCUUUCUCCUUCCUUUGCAGGGGACUUGUAGGGCUCUGUGUACUGUGUAGAGAAGUGUGACCUACUCCAACUCGAGUUUGUCUAUCUAAAAAAGCCAUAGAGUUGUGCUGGAAGGUAUGGACAGUGAUUGUUUUCUAUGUGAAAACUCACAUGCCAUUCCACCCCAGGAUUAAAGUUCCCAGUGUAGGAUCCACCAAUGAGCAGUCUUGGAGGUGUUGCUAUGACCUUAGUUUGGGGACCAUUUCUCGUAGAUCUCCACUAGCAUCGGUCCAACUCGGCCAAGACUGAUUCUCUAUCCUUCAGUAUCCCAAGGGACUGAACCAAGAUACCAGCAUAACCGGUCACCUUAGGGGCCAGAGCCCAUUUUCACAUCAGAAGAACACACUUGACUGGCUAUACCAGCCUUCUUCACUUCUUCCUCCACAAACAGGCAUUGAAGUCUUUAAGUUUAGCUGGGCGACCACCAGCAUGGCACUAGGAUCCAAUAUGCCUCACUUUUCUUUCAAAGGGCUAGCUUUUCUCUCUUCAGUUUCUUUCUUUUUUCCACACACACAAUAGAAUUUAAUCUUUUUAGAAAUGAGUUCCGCCAUUAAAAACAUUAGAAAUAGUGUAAUUUGACAAACUAAUGAUGCUUUUCAGGGAAUAUAUCUCAAUGUUUUUCAUGUGUUUUUAGGGAGCUCUCUACUGAAGUAUCUUGGAUGAUGGUGUUUCGGACCGGUUGCCUGUUGCAACAAGGCAACUCAUAACCAAAAACAAUGAGAGCUGAGAGUAAUUGUUGUAACUCUUCAGUCUAAUUUGAGGGUUUCAAUGGAAUUGCUUUGUCUCCAUUUAAUUGUCACUUCCCUACUGCCAAUGGUGGAGCUGUUGCAUGGACUUUGGCAAGUGUUUAUAGCAAUAUAAUCGCCUCUCUUGAAUACUAUUCCAUUUGAAAUGGAACUACCCCUUCCAGAAGCCCACAUUUUUAGGGUCUUAGUUUAGGUUCUUAGUUUGACAAUCAUCCACUGUUAAUAUUAGCACCUUCAUGCUCUCCUUCAACUCAAUUGAUUUACCAAUACUCGUGGAUAUGUCCUUUAGCUAGAGAGCAAAAUCAAAUACAAAAAUAUGUUGAAUGUACUGAUUGAAUGCUAAAAUGUGGUGCAUGUACCAACCUUUAUUUAUGGUACUUUUGGUGCAUGGACCUUUGGAGUAGGGGAGCUAUAAGUAAGGCCAAGAUAUUGAUACUCUUAUCUUUCCUUGUCUUUUUUUUGUCCUGACCACUGGUCUGUAAGGGCUUGGUAGGUGAGGUGGCAGAGCAAAUUUGUUCAGCGGAUAUGUAAGUUACAGAGAAUAGAAUAGGAGCAGCAUUUAGAGUAUUGAGACACUCAGGCUCUGUGACCCUAGGUUAGGGUCAUUAACACACCCUUUCCACUUCCUGUCUUGUCUAUAGUUCCGUCUCUUCCUGUUGCUUGGCUAUUUCUUAGCAAAAGUACUUUAAACAUUUGUCUGGCGUUUUGUGUCAAGGAUAUGCCACCUGGUAUGUCCUUACUUUUCAAGAGGCUAAGAGGUGUGAGUGAGAAACUCGACCUUAACUCUGUAAAUAGGGCUAUAUGCGACUCACUGUUCUUAACACAAUCCCAAAUGCUGUCAUUUGAAUCGAAUGUAAUCCCAAGGUGUAGUUGAAGAUGAAUUUAAUGCCAUGUUAAUUCCAAAAUGCUGUAAUUUGAAUGGAAUGUACCUAAACCACAGGAGUGGUAGGUUUGUCACACGGUGAAGAUGUCUGGUAUUUUGUUAAAUAUCUGUACGGUGUUCUGGGUAGUUCAGACUACUUGCUGAGAUUUAAUAUCCAGACUUUUUUUUGUAGUUUUUACGACUGAGCGACAGAACUGAUUUUGAGACUGGUCUCACCUUUUACUGAUGCUUGGUGCCCGAAUGAUCCUGUUGUAAUUCCGGGUUUAACAAGUAUUGAGCGGAUGAGUUGGCAAAGUGCGAAUAACGUUUUGGAAUAUUUGUAUUUUAAAUGUAUGCUGCUUGGUGUGUGAGAUUUGCAUGUCUUUAGAGGAAUGGGUGAUGUGCUCAGUAAAAAUAAGAUGCUGAAAUAUGUUGUGCUCGAUUAACAAACACUGAUAAGGUGGGUGCUCUUUUGUAGAUGUCAUCCAACUGUGUGUGUCUGCUGUUAUUUCCCCCAGGCACACAAGGUGUGGGAAACAGGAUGUACAAACCUUUUUAUAGGGAACAUUCAAUCAAAGGUAGGGGAAGUUGUAUUUAAUCCACUGUGGUGUGGGGUUUCUAUUGUAUAUUUUCUGCCAUUUCACAUUGAAUAACUGCACUUAAUGUCUGUGGUGUUUCCGUUUGUACAGCAAAAUAAUGGGCCGCUCUGAAAUCUUUGUUUUGUUGGGUGAGGGAAUGUCAUUUCACUGGUUGAAUGGGCAAGCUAGCCACGUGCAGGAGUUACAUUUUCUUCUGGAAAUUAUUUUAUCUGACAAACUGAGGUGGAAUAAUGUAAAUGGUGAAGAAAGGUCUUAAUUAAAUAUUCAAACAUCCCUUGCUCCUCAAGACUCAUUAACAACCCUUCGCCAAGAGCAAUGUUUUCAUCCAAACGGGAGAAGGGUGAGGUUGUCUUUUUUUUUUUUUUUUGACCAAAGCGAACCCUACACCACAAACGGGGCUAGGAGUAAAGUUAGCAGGACCCACCAGUUUCUCAAGCCCCAUCAUGUAAAGUCACCCAGUCAUUGCUCCGUCAUCUCUCAAUAGUGCAAAGCAGUUCUUACAGGGCUGUUGUCAUGCAUGCAACCAUUUAAACAGCGUAAAGUAGUCUUUGUGUAAUAGAUGGCACAUUCCACCUGUGAAAACUAACAUGGUUUUCAGAGAAUUUUUCAGUGUUCCCCAAAGGUGCUACUAGGCAGCAUCUCUGGUUAGAUUUGGAAGCUAGUAGCCUACUACCAUAGAGGAUUAGAAACUACAUGGUUGAGAUGUGCAUUUCACCAUGUAUCCUUUCAGUAUGUUAAGGCAGAAAGUGGCUAAAUUGUGUGGGUAUUGGUUCUCCAGUUAGUUCAAAGGGCACAUUUAUUUUGCCAGUCAAUGGCAGACCGCUUGUUUCACUUCUGGUAGAAAUACUCACCUCCCUAUUAUGGUGGUAGACCUUUAACAGCAUUAAAUAAAACACCUAGGACUAUGUUGAA
Molecule: messenger RNA, 4846 nt
Organism: Oncorhynchus masou masou (cherry salmon)
Lineage: Eukaryota; Metazoa; Chordata; Actinopteri; Salmoniformes; Salmonidae
Product: serine/threonine-protein kinase 38
Exons: 13
Coding region: 79-1494 (471 amino acids)
Biological process (GO): peptidyl-serine phosphorylation; intracellular signal transduction
Molecular function (GO): protein serine/threonine kinase activity; ATP binding
Source: RefSeq, a predicted model, not a curated record